CCUAGCGCCAAAUUGUCAACAUCCACAAUUUGCACGAGGUUAAUAGGAGUAUCUCCCAAUCGGCCAGCCGUAAAUUUAAUAACAGCCCGUAGGUCGUCGUGAUCGGUACCAAUGGAAGUCGCAGCAGGGAGGACGAGGCCGGGGACGGCGGUGUGCGUGACCGGCGCGGGAGGCUUCGUGGCCUCGUGGCUCGUCGAGCGCCUCCUCGCCGGCGGCCGGUACGUGGUCCAUGGCACCGUCCGUGAUCCGGGCGACGCCAAGAACGCGCACCUGGCGGCGAUGGACGGCGCCGCGGCCCGGCUGCGCCUGUUCAGGGCCGACUUGCUGGACUACGGCAGCGUGGCGGCGGCCGUCGCCGGCUGCGACGGCGUCUUCCACGUCGCGUCCCCAGUCCCCAGCACCUACCCAAUCGGUGACCCCGAGGUAGAGCUGCUGGCUCCGGCCGUGACGGGCACCAUGAACGUCCUCAAGGCGAGCUCCGAGGCCAAGGUCAAGAGGGUCGUCGUGGUGUCGUCGGUGGCCGCCGUGAUGGUGAACCCUGGCUGGCCCCAGGACGAGGUCAUGGACGAAGCUUGUUGGUCUGAUGUCGAAUUCUGCAGAACCAAUCAGAACUGGUAUUGUCUCUCCAAGACACUAGCAGAGACGGAGGCAUUUGAUUACGCCAAGAGAACGGGACUAGAUGUGGUGUCAGUCUGCCCAUCCCUGGUGAUCGGGCCCUUGCGGCAGUCGACAGUGAACGCAAGCAGCUCCAUCAUAGUCGAUUGCUUGAAAGGAGAUCAUGAGGUGAAACUGAAGCUGAGGAACUUCGUGGAUGUUCGCGACGUCGCCAAUGCUCUGCUCCUGGUGUACGAGACUCCGGAGGCGUCUGGACGCUACAUCUGCGAUGCAAAUGCAAGGCAGGUGUCUGAUGUCAUAGCGCUGCUGAAGAACUGGUACCCUGCCUACAAUCAUGCCACCAAGCUCGUGCAAGUGAGCGAUGAACCUUUGUUCAGCUCCAAGAAGCUGGAGGCGCUGGGCUGGAAAUUCAGGACGUUCGAGGAGACCCUCAGGGACAGCGUUGAAUCCUUCACGGCGGCAGGUGUCCUGGAUUGAACAAACAGUUGCCCUGUUCCGUAUAACUUUCGCAUUUUGAAAAUCAAAGUUCUUGUCUUGUGCAACAUCCCAACUUCCUUGACUUGAGAACUCAGACGGGUAUAUAAUGUAAUAAAUAAACAAACAAAAGGGAAAAAGUUUUGUCGUAUAUUAUGGCGCCAUAGUUA
Molecule: messenger RNA, 1259 nt
Organism: Sorghum bicolor (sorghum)
Lineage: Eukaryota; Viridiplantae; Streptophyta; Magnoliopsida; Poales; Poaceae
Product: cinnamoyl-CoA reductase 1-like
Exons: 6
Coding region: 112-1092 (326 amino acids)
Molecular function (GO): oxidoreductase activity, acting on the CH-OH group of donors, NAD or NADP as acceptor
Source: RefSeq, a predicted model, not a curated record